AUGGCCGAGAAGAAUAAUAGUUGUAGCUCAUUUUCCAUGGGAAAAUCUGCACAAGAGAGGGGACUUCCCUAUGUCCCCAAAUGCUACAAGGCGCAGCCUUUCGAUGGUUCGAAAACCGAUGCCCACGUUUUCGAUGUUCCGACGAUCGACAUGGCGGGUAUCCAAGAUCUCACGGGUAGAUCCGUCAUCGUCGACCAGAUUGUGAAUCACGGGAUAGAAGAAGCAACGAUAGAAGGGGCUCUGUCAGUGGCCUCGGGUUUCCUUAAUCUAACGACCGAAGAAAAGGCGAAAUACAUGUCCAACGACGUCCACAAGCCGGUGAGGUACGGCACGAGCAUCAAAGAUGGAGUGGAUAAGGUCCAGUUUUGGAGGAUAUUUCUCAAGCACUAUUCCCACCCUCUCAAUCAGUGGAUUCAUAUGUGGCCAGAUUCCCCUCUUGAUUAUAAAGAAAAAAUGGGUAAAUACGUAUCGGAGCUUGAAAUGGUUGCGCAGAAGACUGCGAGGCUAAUAACCGACUCCGUUGGGUUGUGGCCGACCUACUUGAAAAAAGAAAUCGACAACGGAAUGCAAGUAAUGGCGGUCACUGGCUCUCCUCCGUGCCCGGAGCCGGAGCUUGCCCUGGGCCACCCGGCCCACUCGGACUACUGUGGCCUGACGCUUCUCCUCCAGGACUCUCCGGGCCUACAAAUCCUGGACUCCGACACCAACACCUGGAUGUUGGUGCCGGUCGUCCAGGGGGCUCUCCAGGUCCUCGUCGGGGACCAGGUCGAGGUCCUCACCAACGGCCGCUACAAGAGCGUUGUGCACCGCGUGGUCCUCAGCUCCAACCAGCCCCGGAUCUCCAUCGCCGGCCUCCACAGCCUCGGGAUGGACGUCCAGGUCCAGCCUCCCCCGGAGAUGGCCGACGCCCACCGCCUCGGCCGGUAUAGGCAGAGCAGCUUCCAUGACUUUCUCGAUUUCAUAUCCAAGAAUGAUCUUGGACAGGGGAGUUUCCUCGACAUGCUCAAGAUUGACCAACCGAAUUGA
This is a messenger RNA of Salvia splendens (bonfire salvia), 1026 nucleotides long. RefSeq names its product 2-oxoglutarate-dependent dioxygenase 21, chloroplastic. Bases 1 to 1026 code for a protein of 341 amino acids. The transcript is spliced from 4 exons. NCBI's taxonomy places the organism in Eukaryota, Viridiplantae, Streptophyta, Magnoliopsida, Lamiales, Lamiaceae. The record is from RefSeq and is a predicted model, not a curated record.